Molecule: messenger RNA, 711 nt
Organism: Aspergillus aculeatus ATCC 16872
Lineage: Eukaryota; Fungi; Ascomycota; Eurotiomycetes; Eurotiales; Aspergillaceae
Exons: 1
Coding region: 1-711 (236 amino acids)
Source: RefSeq, a predicted model, not a curated record
AUGCCCUUUAAGAAGAACAGAGGAAGAAGAGGAGGAAACAGGACCCAACCCGAACCCCAACCCGAGCCCCACGCUCACUCUAACCCCAACCCAAACCCCUACCCCCCACCCCGUAAGAUCCCCCUUCUCGAAGCCCGCGACAGCCUCAUCGACCGCCUCCGCCAGCACCUCGAGCACCACGCCCACCCGGGCAUCGUCGGCGCCGGCCCGCCCCCGCUCCAGCACGCGCUGUGCAUCAGCUGCAUCGGCGGCGCCGAAGCCCGCGCCUGCCUCGACCUCAUCCAGGUCUUCGCCUUCGCCUACGCCCAGAUCCAAACCCAGACUCAGACCCAGACCCAGCCGGAAGACACCGGUAGCGCCGGCCUCAAGCCGGGCGACUACUGCCUCGGCCUGUGGCGCACGCCCGCCCACCACCGCAAGUUCCUGCUGGAGCACGGGGCGUCGCUGUUCCCGGCGGGGUGGCUGACGCGGCCGUCGAUCUCGCGCGGCGGCGGGUGGUUUGUGGUGGAUGGGCAUCGGAUCUGCGUGGAGGUGAUGGAGGCGGUGAUUAUGCCGUUCGAGAGGGGGCGGUAUGCGGCUGUCCGGCUGGAUGUGCCGAGGGAGAUGGAGCAGUGGGGGCUUGGGGUUUGGGGUGGCGGUGAUGGUGGGCAUGGGGGUGGUGGGGUUGGUGAGGAUUGUGAGGAUGCUCUGCGGGCUUGGGCUUGUCUUUGA